Messenger RNA from Pezoporus occidentalis (night parrot), 2189 nucleotides. It is a transcript of the gene NLE1, whose product is annotated as notchless homolog 1. Gene Ontology annotation, cellular component: nucleolus. The record is from RefSeq and is a predicted model, not a curated record. Bases 1 to 1902 code for a protein of 633 amino acids. The transcript has 13 exons. NCBI's taxonomy places the organism in Eukaryota, Metazoa, Chordata, Aves, Psittaciformes, Psittacidae. Gene Ontology annotation, biological process: ribosomal large subunit assembly; Notch signaling pathway. Gene Ontology annotation, molecular function: protein binding.
AUGCAUCAGUUGAAACGCAAUAAGAGGCGCCGGGGCGGCCUCCUUCAUCCCCCUCCAUCCCGUCCCCGCUGCGCCCCCGGCGGCCUCGAACCCGCGGCCCGGCGCUGUCCUUACCGCCGGCCACCAGGGGGCAGCAGCGCCGCGCUCAGGGGCUCCGGAGGAGCCGCUUCCGGCCCACGUGGGCCGCGCACGCACAUGGCCGCGGUGAGCGGGGAGGGGGCUUGGACGGGGGAGAGCGGGGCCGGGGUUGGAGCGGGGCCUCCCCACCCCGCGGCUCCUCCGUGGGCCCUGCUCGGUGCAGGAUGUUUCUCCACCGGGCUCCCCUACAGCGGCUCCUUCUCACCCCCCCCCCCCCCCGUAUCACUGCCGGGUGGGUGCUGUGGGGCUGCCCCCGCUCCCUGGGGCAUUCCCGGUGCUGAUCCCGCUGUCCCGCAGAGCAUGUCGUCGGACGAGGACGUGCAGCGGCUCCUGAUCCAGUUCCGGGAUGAGGCAGGAGAGGCCCUGGGCUCCCCCUUCGAUGUCCCGGUCACCAUCACCCCGGACAAGCUGCAGCUGGUCUGUAACGCACUCCUGCAGAAGGAUGAACCGGUACCUCUGGCCUUCUUUGUCCACGACGCCGAGAUCACCGCGUCACUGGAGAAGACCUUGGUGGGGCAGAGUGUGGAGACAGAGAAGGUCCUGGACAUCAUCUACCAGCCGCAGGCAGUGUUCAGGGUGCGGGCAGUGACCCGCUGCACCAGCUCCUUGGAGGGACACACCGAGGCUGUCAUCUCUGUAGCCUUCAGCCCCACUGGAAAGUACCUGGCGAGUGGCUCUGGAGACACCACUGUCCGAUUCUGGGACCUCAGCACAGAGACACCGCAGUUCACAGCCAAAGGUCACCGCCACUGGGUGCUCAGCAUCGCUUGGUCACCUGAUGGCAAGAAGCUGGCCUCAGGCUGCAAGAACAGCCAGAUAUUUCUCUGGGACCCGGCCACUGGCAGUCAGAUCGGCCGGGUGCUUUCUGGCCACUCCAAAUGGAUCACGUGUCUGUGCUGGGAACCGCUCCACAUAAACCCAGAGUGCCGCUACCUGGCAAGUGCCUCCAAGGAUGGCAGCAUCCGCAUCUGGGACACACUGAUGGGCAGGUGUGACAAGAUCCUCACGAGCCAUACGCAGUCAGUGACAUGUGUGAAGUGGGGGGGUGAUGGCUUGAUCUACUCCUCUUCCCAGGACAGGACCAUCAAAGUCUGGAGGAGCCAGGAUGGAGUCCUCUGCCGCACCUUGCAGGGCCACGCUCACUGGGUGAACACCAUGGCCCUUAGCACCGACUACGUUCUGCGCACCGGGGCCUUUGAACCUGCUGAGGCCACCAUCAACCCACAGGACGUACGUGGCUCCUUGGCGGAAGUGAAGGAUAAAGCACAGCAGAGGUAUAACCGAGUCAGGGGCCAGGAACCAGAAAGGCUCGUCUCAGGGUCAGAUGAUUUCACGCUGUUUCUUUGGAGACCAGCAGAAGACAAGAAGCCACUGGAGAGAAUGACAGGCCACCAGGCUCUCAUUAACCAAGUGCUCUUCUCGCCAGACACCCGGAUAAUAGCUAGUGCUUCCUUUGACAAGUCCAUAAAGCUCUGGGAUGGCAGGACAGGAAAGUACCUGACAUCGCUGCGAGGGCAUGUCUCAGCCGUGUAUCAGAUUGCCUGGUCAGCCGACAGCCGCUUGCUGGUGAGUGGGAGCAGUGACAGCACGCUCAAGGUCUGGGAUACCAAGAUGAAGAAACUGGCCAUUGAUCUUCCUGGCCAUGCGGAUGAGGUUUAUGCAACGGAUUGGAGCCCGGAUGGACAGAGGGUAGCAAGUGGAGGGAAGGAUAAGUGUUUGAGGAUAGAGCACAGCGCUGGGCCAAAUUCCAGCUUAGAGACCUGACCUCCCUGAGGGCAGAACUGCUGCUGUCCCCUGGGAGAUGACUAGAAAGCAAAGUCCCUCCAGCUGAGCAGUCAGUGGUGAAACUUGACUCUGAUGUCUGUUUUGGCUCCUGGAGAGGGGAAGGAACAGUUGUACCAGUUGGUCAGUCCCUUCCUGUCUCACCUUCCUCCCGUCUCGCGGUUAUGUAGACGGACAAAUUCCUGUGAGCUGGUUGCCAUUUGACCAUGGCUGAUAAAGAAACCUAGGCCCUUGCUGUGCAGAUGAAGGACCCCAGUGCCUGCUGGGCC